Molecule: messenger RNA, 831 nt
Organism: Trypanosoma grayi
Lineage: Eukaryota; Euglenozoa; Kinetoplastea; Trypanosomatida; Trypanosomatidae
Exons: 1
Coding region: 1-831 (276 amino acids)
Source: RefSeq, a predicted model, not a curated record
AUGAGCGCAUACGACACUGUCGGUUGGAGAUUCGUCGAGGAGGCGGUGAUACGAGACAGGGGCUACGAUGAAGAGACUGCCCUCUCCUCCAUCCUCCAGUCAUUCUUCAUUCGCCGGGGAUUCGUGAACUCUCUUACGGCCCUCAACGAUGAGUUGGCGGAGCGGGAGGCGAUGAAAAUGACGCAAAACUGCGUAGCAAAGAAAGCGUGUGGUAACCACCAAAACCUGGAGGACGGCCACGUUGCAACCGAAUUGAAAAACCACACAAACAACAAAAGCAAAAGCAACAACAAAACGAUCAAUGGAGAUAAGAUUAGUAGCAGAGAAGAGAGUGGUGCAAAAGGAGAUGGCGAUGCUAGGAGUGGUGGUGUUACCGCCGUACUAGAGGCCAUGAAAAAGCGUAAACAGAUGCAGCUGAUGUGCCUUAACGAGCGAUACGAAGAGGCGGCAGCGCAGCUCCCGCACGGGAGUGUACUCAAGAUGAAGCUGCUGGCCAUGGAGGCGAUGCGGCGCGCGAGAACUGACCGGCGAGCGGCGUCGUUAUUCCUCUGUGAGAAAGUAAGCCCGCUGAUUGCCGGUACCCCGGACGCAGGGGCAGCACACGCCGUCUUUGUUGACUCACUAGCAGCAAUCACAGGCGCCAGCGAGUCGGAGUUGCUGCUGCCGUCGCCGCGUGAUAUCGCCCUUGAAGUGAACGAGGCGCUUGUGGACAGCCACGAGCAAAGCGCGCUUGAUGUGCUCCUCUCGUGGUCGGAGUGGCAGGCAUGGAUGAGGACGAGAGACAAAGAGUCCCAAAAAGGGAGUAGUUUCCCUUUUAUGAAAGGGGUGUAG